Pieris macdunnoughi is the source of this 819-nucleotide messenger RNA. The record is from the annotation of a GenBank genome assembly. NCBI's taxonomy places the organism in Eukaryota, Metazoa, Arthropoda, Insecta, Lepidoptera, Pieridae.
AUGCAAACAAAAUUAGACGACUGGAAUUCAAGAAAACAAAAGGCAUCUCGUCUCCUAGCAUCCAUCAAUUUUCUUAAAAGAUGCAGAGACCACAACAUCAUCCCCAACUGUGUACGAUUGGCUCCAAGAAAGGACAUAGUUGGGAGCGCCAGUAUUCUUGAAACAGCAAGUAGAAAAUUGUUAAUUAAACUUGUCGCCGGACAUAGAACAGAGUAUCAACGACUAAACAUUCAAAUCCAAAAUGAAACGGAGGAAAUACGGGGCACACUAGUGCUCAUGUUAAGAGAUCUCAAGUUACUCCACAAUGAAACCAUGGUGAGGUUUGACAUUGAGUCACUAUUUACAAACUUACCACUAAAUGACUGCCUAGAUAUAAUUGCAAAAAGACUUAAGAACAUGUCACCAGAUUAUGUAGAUAUUGUAAAACACUGUCUCACAUCAGGAUACCUAAUGUGGAAAGAUGAGUUCUAUGUGCAGGUUGAUGGAGUAGCCAUGGGUUCUCCAGUGUCACCUAUAGUCGCUGACAUCUUCGUGGAGGACUUUGAGGAGAGAGCUCUGGCCAAUGCCCCGGUUAAACCUCGACUGUACAAGAGAUAUGUCGAUGACACAUUUGUAGUACUCCCCAAUGACAAAAUAUCUGCAUUUCUAGCACAUUUAAAUUCAAUACACAAUAACAUUAAAUAUACUGUUGAACAAGAGAACAAAAACUGUCAAAUUGUCGUGGUUAAAAUACAAUGUAGUUCAAGUUCCAGUCGAUCACGAUGGAACCUACGCCUUGAAUUUGACAAGAAUAAUUACGUGCUUCUUACUCACCUUUGA